This is a messenger RNA of Guyanagaster necrorhizus, 774 nucleotides long. RefSeq lists its product as uncharacterized. The transcript is spliced from 6 exons. The record is from RefSeq and is a predicted model, not a curated record. Lineage: Eukaryota; Fungi; Basidiomycota; Agaricomycetes; Agaricales; Physalacriaceae. Bases 1 to 774 code for a protein of 257 amino acids.
AUGAGUGGCCACAUGCCAGCAUUGCAGAAUGUUGAGGAAUGGGGGGAUAGGGAGGAUGAAGAGGAAAUCAUGGCGAUAAUUGAGAGGGAAGAAAGAGAGAAGCAAAAGGAGAUGGACAUGCAGGAAAGAGAAGAUCGCAUUCUCCGAGAGUGCAGAGAAGAAGAGGACUCCUUGGAGGAUGAAGCAGAGCCAGACAUCAGGAGGCAAAUAAUGGAUGAGAGGGAACCAAUCACUAUGGAAGGGAACCGAGGGAUGCUGCUGGGAGAGCCCAUUGUGUCGCCCAGUCGUGCUAUUCUCACUCCGACAGAUGAAAAGCAGCCUGCAAAGAAAAUCGGUCAUGUACCAAGGACUGCACACACUCUAAUUUGUAAUGUACUGUGGACUUUUCUAAAAUACAAGAAUGGCCAUAUUUCGAGAAUCGGUAAUGUACUGCAGACUUUUCUAAAACACAAGAAUGGACAUAUUUCGAGAACUGGUAAUGUACCGCGGACUGUACACGCUACCUACGCAAAUUCUAAAACACAAGAAUGGUCAUAUUUCGAGAAUCGGUCAUGUACCGCGAAACAAAUGUGCUCCCUAUGCCCAUGUCAUGUGCAAAUGGGCAUAGACUUCAUGUACCACGAAACAGACAUGCCCCCUACCAAAGCACAUGGACCAUGCACAAGAGGGACCGCUAGCGAGGCGUCCAUCGCAUUUCGCAGUCCCACCACUGCUGUUCUGUGUACCGCUGUUGCUUUAAACCCUAACUUUGGGUUGCUUCUGAGGUUCUUCUGA